UGAUUCUUGUAACCAAGGAAUAAUGUUCUAAAUUGACUAAAUAAAAUUUUCUAAAAAAUAAAAAAGGAAAAGAAAAAGAAACCUAGAACCACAUUUUUUAGGUGAGGACAUGAGAUCCAGAGAAAUUAUGAACUACCCAAGAUUUUGUAGUGGAAGGUAGAGUCGGAUUAAUCCUGAAAAAUGGAUUAUUGUUACAUACUUUUACCAAAGUUUGCCAUGAUUUUUUUAAAUGACAUUUUCAUUUCUUUCAAGUUUUUGUAUCCCCUUCUGUGUCUUUUCUUAUCCAAAAUUGGCCUGAGUACCAGAGAACAGUUCUGAUUAGAUUUGGUCACUUAUGGAAGAGGCAGGCAGAGAUGGGAGAUAUGUAAUGGAGGGAUUGAUUGAAUGGUAUUAAAGAGAGAUAGUUAAGUUAAGAUGGCCCAGUUAAGGGCCAGGGAUAUGAGGAGUAGAUGUUUUUUGUCCAGGAGGUAGAAGGAGGGGUAGAUGGGUUUGUUCCUUCAAUCAGAAAUAUCUCCUCACUAAACCUGCCCUUUCCCUUUCUUCUAAUAACUGUAAUUUGAAAUAUUCUUCAUCCCUCUUGGAAGAGAGAGAAAUCAGUUUUUCUCAUUUCAGCUGAGCUACUGUUCUUCACUCACACUGGAGUCUGGAUGGUAGAUAAUAGUCUUUAUUCUAAUAAUUAAGUGGGUCAGGGUUAAACAGGAAAACUGGCUAUAGCAUUUUGGGGUUCUAGAGGAAAGACAUGAAAGGAGGUCCCUGCCUAACAAUUUCUUUUCCUUCCCUCCAAUUUGAGAGAUUUGGGCUUCACAGCCUGGCCUCCCAGUGAUUCAGUUUGGGAGAACCCUGGUCUUAUCACGGCUGAGCAAUGUCUAGACCCAGGGUGUCACAGGGGUGUGAUAGAUAUUGAAAAUUGCUUCUUCCAAGUUCUUGCCACCUCUCUUUGGGGAUCUUUGAGGGGAAGAUGAUUGGGUUCAAAUAGGUAUCAAGUUCAGUGCUCAGGAACUGGUCUCCAACCAGACCUUCUCCUUUGCCUUCUCAAGACCUAGACACCCCACUGUUUCCUUCCUUGAAUCUCCUCUUCUUCAGGAUUCCAAACCCUUUCCUCUAUCCCCCACUGUGAAUGGAAACCAUUGCAGUUCUUUCACUCUCUGUUAAAUCAAGUCUCUGGAUCCUUCCUCUACCACAGAGACUGGUUGGAGAUAUGGGUGUCAGUCAUUCUGUCACUCUCUUUACUCAGUUCCUUAGAUGAAUCAAUUCCUGGAGAAGCUCUGUGCCAUUUCAGUUGUGAUAAUUGAUAACAAAAGCACUAUUUGAGCUACCUUCUCUAGUGGGAACCAUAUUCAUAGAAGCCAAUGAAAUAGUAACUGUGAAAAAAGUCUAUAAAUCAGAAAGCUGUAUACAGAAAAAAACAUGAUUAGGAUUUUGAGUUUUAUAUAUCUCUUUAUUUGAUCCUCAUGAUAUUUUGAAUCUUGUUGGCUUUCAUCUGUAGUCUUUUUGCCUCAUCUCAUCUCAUAGCCUCAUAGAAGCAAAAAAGCUAUGGGAAUGGUAAGGUUCCUGAGGGAAAGUCAUGGUAGAGAAGUCAGGGAAGUCCUAAAGUAGUUCCUCUAAGGUAUGAAAAAAGAUACCUCAAUUGAGUUUCUUGCCUAAAAGGAUAUUUUGAAGUUCAGGGUUCCAUUCUCCAAUCAGAGAGGCUAGGUUAGUGAUAAGUUAUAGUACCCGUUGAUAGCACUUUAAAAGAUGAUGAGGUUUUUGCAAUAAUGAACUUCCUUUGCUAUGGUAGAGAAGUCAGAGAAAUUCCCACAUAGUUCAUCCUGGUGACAAAUGAAGAGAACAAAGUGGAGAGUAUACUUCUGAUGAAAUAAUUUUUGAAAAAUAGAUAUAAUUGAACUAGAGAUUUUUGAAUGAGAAUAAAAUUUGAGUAUAUUUAUUUCUCAGCUUUUGAUUGGUUUUAAAAAAGAUUAUAUCCUAGAGUAUUAAAACAUAUCUUCAUGAAGAAAUGAAGGAAAACUAUUUAGUCAUGACUGGAAACAAAAUGAAUUUCAAUUACAUUUAAUGAAGUGUCAUUGAAGAAAGAAUAAAAGCUAUUUGGAGACAGAGUAACUUAAUCCUAAAGAAUGUAUAUGCCUGAAUAUCAAUCAAUGAAACAAAUUUCAUUCAUGAGAAUGAAAAAUGAGAAAAAAUUUAAAAUUUUAUGAGAUGCAAUCAAAAGAGUCCUGAAAUAGAAUAGAUAAUCUGUGUGAAACUAUUGCUGGUUAUGGUAACUGAUGUAGGUUAGAUAGCUGCUGCUGGUAUGGGGACACACCUGAGGGCUGCUUAGUUACAAUGGUGGUAGAGGUACUAGAGAGAUAGAGAGAUAGAGAGAGAUGCUAUUAGAGGGGAAUCUGAUGUUGCUUAUUUAUAAUGGAGAUAGAUGAGAGAUACUCCUAGAGAGAUGCUGCCACAGAUAGAGGGAUGCGGCUGCAAGGGAAUGCUUUGGGGUCUUGCCUAUUGAUCCCUAUUUGAAGGCUAAUGGAUCAAUCUAUUUCCUACCCUCUUUCUCUUUCACUUCCUCUCUUAACCACCCACUUCUUGAAGCCUUUGGCUUCCUCCCUCCCCCUGCGUGGGCUAUGAAGAUACUCUUGUUUUCUUUCUCAGGUAAGGGGUUUAUUGGGAAACAACAGGAUGGGAAACUGAGGAAAGGGGGAUGAGGGUUUCCCUAAUCUAUAAUCAGAAUUUGAGGGUUUGGGAAAUCAGUCCAGUAACAACUGUGACAGAGGGACAGUCAAAGAGAUGGAUGGAGGACAACUGUUUAAUAUCUUCUUUCUUCACAAAGCCACCAUGGUCUCUCAGCUUAAUUUCAGAAGCUCCCCCUCAAGGGUCCUUCAGCCUGGGACAGAAGCUAACAAUAUCAGUUCAGGGCUUCUCUACUUCAGCCAGCCACCAAGAAAAUUUCUCCUUCAGCCUGGCUUUCCUCCAACUCUUGGUCAGUCAAAUUCCAGAGAGAGACAGACAGUUUCAACUCCCAGAGAGAGACAGAAUCAGUUCCUUCUUUGGUUGGAGCCCAAAGCCAAUUCAGCCCCCCAAGGGUCCUUCAGCCAGCUUCAACUGCCUCUCCUGGGAACAUUCCAUUUGGAACCUUCUUGAUUUUGCCGACAGUUCCCCAGUCUUGGUUCAUGUAUCUUGGCUUGUUCUGCAAAACCUCUCUCUCUGCAUGUCUCUAUCACAGUCCUCAGGGGAAAGAUUACAUCUCUAAAAACAUUUUCAUUAAAAGAGAAAAUAUAUAGGGGGCAGCUGGGUAGCUCAGUGGAUUGAGAACCAGGCCUAGAGACGGGAGGUCCUAGGUUCAAAUCCGGCCUCAGCCACUUCCUAGCUGUGUGACCCUGGGCAAGUCACUUGACCCCCAUUGCCUACCCUUACCACUCUUCUGCCUUGGAGCCAAUACACAGUAUUGACUCCAAGACGGAAGGUAAGGGUUUAAAAAAAAAAGAGAGAAAAAUAGAUCCACCAAUUUGACUUGUGACUAAAAAAAGCCCAAAAAACUGGAAACCCAACAAAGUUGAAACUAUCAACUGAUCACUGACAUAGACAUUAUGAAAAAAAAAUGAUCAAAAAUUAAAUCAAAAGAACACUGAAUUAUAUAAAAUUGGAGCUUUAAAAUAAAAAAUCUAAAUACUUAAGUAAUUUGCUUUUGUUAAAAGAAGAAAUAAAAUCAUUUAUUUUGAAAAAGGGAAAAAAGAAUUCAGAAGUGAUAAAAAUUAUUAGAAACUAUCCUACCUAAAACGUAUUACAAUAUUACUGACAAAUUUAGUUAAAUGGAAAAAUAUUUGCAAAAAUUAAAAAUACUCAGGUUAACAGGCAAAGAGGAAAUGGUAGUAAUAUUUUACAGAAGAAAUAAUGGUUUACAUGCAAAGUCUUAGAGAACCAACUAAAAGUUAAUUGAAAUAGCAAUGUCAGCAAUGUUGUAGAAUGUAGAUAGAACAAAAGUGACUUUUAUUUAACAUUAUCCCAGAAUAUAUGAAAUAUUUCAUUGUCUACCUACCAAGACACAGAGACUCUAGAACUACAUAAUUAAAACUACAAAAUAAUCUUAAUGGAAAUAAAGACAAAAGAAAGUAAUUGGACAAAUAUUACUUGCUUUGUUUGGGCAUAACUAAUAUGAGAAAAAUUAAAUUAAUACAAGUAUUCUCAUAAUAUGAAUCAAACUACUAAAGAAUUACUUUUAGAACUAAAGAAAUAAUAAUCAUAUUCAGCUGGAUGAACAAAAUUUUAAGAAUCUCAAGGGAGCUAAUGAAAAAUGUUGGAAGAAUGUGAGCCUAGAUGUAUUAAAAAUGUGGGGGGAAAAUGCUCAUGCCAUUUGAUAAAAAAGAAAUGUUCCAAAUAACCAAUAAACAGAGCAUUGGAAAGAAAGUAAGUUCCCAGGUUUUAAGCUCACAUCCAUUAGAUUGGAAAAGAUUUUUUUUUAAAAAAACAGUAAAAUAACAAAUGUUGGAAGGCCUAUGGAAAAACAAUUGUAUUCAUGCACUGUUGACAGAGCUGUGAAUUGUUCAGGUCAUUCUGGAAAGCAUUUUUGAGUUACACUCCAAAAGUCACUAAAUUGUGAACAACUAUUAAUGUCUCUGCUAUUUCUAUAUACCCUAGGAAAUAAAAGAAGUAAAAAAGGAGAGUGCCUAAAUGUAUUCACUGUAGGCCUUUUUAAAGUGAGUGAACGAACAUAUUAUGACAUAAUGAAUGUAUUCAAAAUGAUACUUAUGAUGGUUUCAGAAAAAUCCGAGAAGAGGAAUGUAAAUAUUCAAGUAGACUUUGUAUAACAACAGCUAUUGUAAAAUCAAAUACCUUUGAAAGACUUAAAACUAAUUUACAAUCUCUCUCAUCAGGCAGUGUCCAACCAUUCAUUGAGAUAAAUUUAUAUUGAUAAAAAUAAAGAUAAUUUAUGUUACCCACAUCUUGACAGAGAUUUGAUUGAUUCAAGAUAUAAAAUGAGACAGAUUUUUGCCUGUGAAAAAUGUGGUAAUUUUUUUUGAAUAUGCAUACUUAUUAAAAAAUACAGUUUUCUGCUUCCUUUUAAUGGACUGGAAGAGAUAGAAAAUCGAUUCUUGUUAAUUGAAAAAUGAAUCAAAAAAAUUUUUUACAGAUACUCUGUAAUGUCUUUAUUGAGACCAGAGAAGUAGUGGAUCUAGGUAAUUGUGAAAGAGACUACUUUUUGUAAUGAUGAAUGGUGAACUUUUAGUGAAUUUAUUAGUAUCUUUUUUUCAUAAUUAGAAUUUAUCUAGUAUGCCUUUCUCCUCCAUCCCUUAUAAUAAGUAAAGUUUAUAAAGAAAAAAAAUCUUCAUGAUCCAUCAAGACAUUGAAAAAUGUCUGAAAACAUACAUUUUACAAAACUUGUAGGCUUUUUACAUCUGACAAAGUGAGAUGGGAGCAUGCGCUGAUACAUCUUUCUUUAGAGUCAUCAGAUCAGUAUUGCAUGUAAUUUCACAAAAUUCAUGACUAAUUAUUUGAUAUUUGUAGUUUUUCCUUUUAUAGUUUUCUCAGUAUGUAUAUAUAUAUAUUUUUCUUGUUUCUGCUUUUUGCACUCUGAAUCAGGCCAUGUAAAUUUUUCCAUACUUUUCUGCGUUCAUCUUAUUUUACAGGAUAACAUUGCAUUCAUGUUUCACAAUUUAUCUAUUCACCAGCUGAUGGACAUCCACUUUGUUUUGAAUUAUUUUUUAUCACAACAGGUUCCGCUAUAAAUAUUUUAGUGUGUUUUGUCCUUUCUUCUGCUCAUUAUCCUCUUUUAACAUAAAUUUAAUAGUAUAAUCAACACCCUAAUGGGGAAGAUAAUCUGAAAUGGGAAGUUACUAGUAGCUGGGGAAACUGAACAAGGAUAGGAAAUGAAAGAGCUUCCACUUGAAUGUAGAUGGUAAAACUAAGAGGCUGCCAUUCCCUAGUUUUUGAUAGCAUAUAUGCACACACAUAGGUGAUACAGUGGUGUGUGUGUGUGUGUGUGUGUGUGUGUGUGUGUGUGUGUGUGUGUGUGUGUGUGUGUGUGUGUGUGUGUAGCCUACUAUGGCUAGACCCUGGAUUUCUUGGUGGGGAGUCAAAGUGUAAUAAGGAUGAAAUAUAGGAAGGAACCAUAUCAUUGAGAGUUUAAAUGCCAAACAGGAGACAUGAUCUUGAAUGCAAUAGAAAGCCACUGGAGUUUGGCAUUUUAAGGAGUGUAGUUUGCAGUAAAGGAAUCCUUUUAGGGACUAAUGAUAGCCUAGGUGAGAGUUAUCAAGCAUCUGAAAGAGUAUGUUAGCUAUCCAAGUAGAGAGUUGGAGGAUUUUAUGAGAGAUGCUAUGAACAUAGAAACAAGAUUUCUCAACCUAUUGCAGAUGAAGGGUAUUAUGGGGAAAGAUUUGAGAAGAAUCCUAAGAUCCUGACUGAGAGGAUUCUAGUGUUCUAAGCAAUAAUAGAGAUCAUCAAAGUGUGGGAAGAUGGAAAACAGAGGUGCAAGAUACUGAAUUUUGUUCUGGGCAUGUUGUAUUUUAAAUGCCAUGGAGAUAUCGAAUCCAAGAUAUUAAAAUCAGUACUUGGUGAUGUGGUUGCUGAAAUAUAAGAAAGUAAAAAUGACUGAAUCUCAGAAUCAUUUAUUUAAAAGGUUAUAAUUAAACCCUUGAGGGAUGAUGGGAUUAUUAAAUUCAAAAGUAAAGAGGGAAAAGAGGUCUUGGGUUAGAGCUUUUGAGGCGUUGUAUUUGGGGGUACAUUAGGUAAAAAGAGCCUAUCCAGUAGUGGCUUCUUGACCUCUAAUUAUCUACUGUGCCCACCCCCAAUUUCUCCUCCUUCUCCCCACCCAGGAGACUGUUUUCCAGAUCAGAGACCAUAACCAGCUAGAGUUUUAGAAUUACACUCUUGGUAGGACCAAACCAUCCUGAUGGGUGAGAUUUCAAAAUCACUUUAUCUGCUAUAUCUAGUCAGCCCCAAAUGUUGCUUUAAAUACCAGUUUUCUACUUCUUUAGGCUGCAAAUGCUUGGCAGAACUUGCCAUCUACCAUGCCAGGCUGUGACUGUUGAUUGGUCUAUGCUUUCACUCCUAUUUCCUUUGACUCCCUCUCUCUCACUUGGACACCAGUGCAUACCUGACUGAUGCUCCUUGAAAACAGGAACACCUUCCUUUCUUUAUUUGUAGCCCCAGCAUUUGUCACUGUGCCUAGCAAAAAGGGAGGCACUUAACAAGUACUUUUUAAGUUAAUUUCCCAAACACUUACCUCUAUUAACUUUGAGUUUUUUGAGAGUCUGAUUCUCUGGAGUUCUAUGCCUUUCUGUCCUCUAGGUUGAUGUACAAGUGUAGCAAUGCCAGCUCUUUAAAAGCAACAAUGAUUGUUUACCAGAUUUGCUAUAGAUGACUCAAUUACUUGGUGGGAAUUAAAUCAACACUUCAAAUUAUUCUCCGCUGUUCACAAGCUCUGGUCCCAGACAUCAUGGGAUAUGCUACUAAAUACAUAGAAAGGUGGUUACUAUGUUGAACCCUAGUUUAACCAUACAGGAUGCUGAAUUUAUGAAUAAAAUCUUCCAGCUCCUGGGAGAGUCUGAGUCUUUUAUUUAAAUGAAGCACUCUGACAGCUUGCUUACGCAGUGGAUAGAGCACUAUUUUCGAUUUGGGGGAAUUUGGGUUCAGAUCUGGUCUAAGACAUUCUAGCUGUGUGACCCUGAGCAAGUCACUUAAUUCCAAUUACCUAUCCUUUGCUGCUCUUCUUAGAAAUUUGUUGCUUAGUUGCUGUCUUGCAAUUGAUACUAAGAUAGAAUGUGAAAUUUGUUCUUAAAAAAAUGGAGGCACUAAAAACUAAUUUGUUUAUAACAAGAGAUACAUUUACUAUUUUAGUUUAUUUCCAUUAUUUGCAGAUUUUAUUAUUAUAUAAUGAUGUAAUGCAGUAAAUACAGUGAAGUCUUGUUUUUCUAGAUGGGAAUAUGGCUUUUGAAAAUGGUAAACAAACCACAGAAAUUUGGAGAUUCAUUUUUAGGCAAGAUGGUAAUGAGGCUUGAACUACGAGUUGAUUCUCAAGUUCAGUAUGAGCUGUGUUUACUGAUCUUUUUCUGCUGCUUCUUGUUAAUUGGCACCUCAAAUUCUUUACUAAUUAAUGGGAUGGGAAGGGUCAGGUGGCGCCAUUCUAUUUUGAUAAUCCUUGUCAGCAGUUUGUAUAAUCUCCUUGUUUAAUUAUAACAAAUGUGCAAUAGGGGUACAUGAACUUUCAACAGCUUCUCCCCUUGUGUCCCCCCCCACGGGUCUUUGAGCAGAGAUAACUUUGCACUUGCAGUUUCAUUUUGUUGAAUAUGCAAAGCCUGUUUUGGCUUGCUGGUAGGCUAGCCAGCCGGAAGAUCUGAAAAGAGUGGCAGCAGCCAAGGAGGAUAAGUGAAGUCAGGCAAGGCAGCCAACGGGUGACUUAGCAGGCAAGGAAGCAGGACCCCUGCUCUUCUGCAAUGGGGUGGCUGGAAGACCCAAACUGGCAGCUUCACGUUCACUUUUCUUUGCUCGUUCUGCUGUCCAUGCACACAAGGGCUAAUUUCCUUGACAAUAUGCUUUUGAGAAGUUCGGGAAAAUUGAAUGUGGACAACAAGAAGGAAGAUGGUGUGAUCACAGCCCCCACCCCUCGGCCAAAGGUUUUGCAAUGCAAGUGCCACCAUCACUGUCCUGAAGACUCUGUCAACAAUAUUUGCAGCACAGAUGGCUACUGUUUCACUAUGAUAGAAGAAGAUGAUUCUGGUAUGCCUGUGGUCACUUCUGGAUGUCUAGGACUAGAGGGCUCAGACUUUCAGUGCCGGGACACUCCCAUCUCUCACCAAAGGAGGUCAAUUGAAUGUUGCACAGAACGGAAUGAAUGCAAUAAAGACCUUCACCCUACACUGCCUCCAUUGAAAAAUCGAGAAUUUGUUGAUGGACCCAUACAUCAUAAGGCCUUACUGAUAUCGGUGACAGUCUGUAGCUUCCUUCUGGUCCUUAUAAUUUUAUUCUGUUAUUUCAGGUAUAAAAGACAAGAAGCCAGACCUCGUUACAGCAUUGGAUUGGAACAGGAUGAGACCUACAUCCCCCCGGGGGAAUCUCUGAAAGAUUUAAUAGAACAAUCUCAGAGUUCGGGGAGUGGAUCCGGACUCCCUCUGCUGGUCCAAAGGACUAUAGCUAAGCAGAUUCAGAUGGUGAAACAGAUUGGAAAAGGUCGCUAUGGGGAAGUUUGGAUGGGAAAGUGGCGUGGUGAAAAGGUAGCUGUGAAAGUGUUCUUUACCACUGAGGAAGCCAGCUGGUUCAGAGAGACAGAAAUAUAUCAGACGGUCUUGAUGAGGCAUGAAAAUAUUUUGGGAUUUAUUGCUGCAGAUAUCAAAGGCACAGGGUCUUGGACCCAACUAUAUCUAAUCACAGACUACCAUGAGAAUGGCUCCUUGUAUGAUUAUCUGAAGUCCACUACUCUAGAUACCAACGCAAUGCUAAAGCUUGCCUAUUCUUCAGUAAGUGGCCUGUGCCACUUACAUACGGAGAUCUUUAGCACUCAAGGAAAACCAGCAAUUGCACAUCGCGAUCUGAAAAGUAAGAACAUCCUGGUGAAGAAAAAUGGAGCAUGCUGUAUAGCUGAUCUGGGAUUGGCGGUUAAAUUUAUUAGUGACACCAAUGAAGUAGACAUCCCACCCAACACUCGGGUUGGCACCAAACGGUACAUGCCACCAGAAGUUCUGGAUGAGAGUUUGAAUCGGAACCACUUCCAGUCCUACAUCAUGGCAGAUAUGUACAGUUUUGGUCUUAUUCUGUGGGAAAUCGCCCGGAGAUGUGUAUCCGGCGGAAUAGUAGAAGAAUACCAGCUUCCCUAUCAUGACCUGGUACCCAGUGACCCCUCCUAUGAAGACAUGAGGGAAAUUGUGUGCAUCAAGAAACUCCGUCCAUCCUUUCCCAACAGAUGGAGUAGUGAUGAGGUAUGGAAGGAAAGCCCAUUGUCCAUGUGUCUACGGCAAAUGGGGAAACUCAUGACAGAAUGCUGGGCUCACAAUCCUGCCUCUCGUCUCACAGCACUUCGGGUUAAGAAAACACUUGCCAAAAUGUCAGAGUCACAGGACAUUAAACUUUGAUUGAAGGGAGAAAGUAAACAUCUGGAGAAAGCGAACACCAUUUUUUUUCUUUUUGUUGGCAAAGCAGAAGAUGUUAAAGAUGUUUCCAUAAUACAAAUCUUGAAUGACAUCCUGCUUCUGAGCAGGAUCAGGCCACUUGCUCUCAGGGAAAACCCUGGACAAAGAGUGACAUUGCCAAUCUCAGGCUCAUGGGGCCUGUUUGCAGGAAGGGAAGACCACUUGGGUAACUGAUGCAAAAUGAUACAUGCUGCUUUCUGUGAAAGCCUUUUGUAUUUGGGGAUUUUUUAAGGAAAGAUACUUUUUUUUUUUUCAAAAUAAAACACAAGGUAGACACAUACCAUUGUAAUCAAAACAAAACACAAAGGACAAAACCCCAAAAUGGUGCCUGAAGGGAAAAACAGAAUGACUUUCUUUUCCAUUUGUGACAGUAUGGCAUUCCAAGCAAACAUACAGAUAGUCUGAUGUGUGAGAAGUUGUAAUGUUUCUUAAAAGCCACCUGCCCCCUGCCUCCAAAGACCACUUUGCCUGGCCCCAGAUGUGAGAUUUUCUCUCAAAGAGGUCAAUGUCCCUGCUAGCAUAAAUAGCAGCUGCUCGAUGACCAACCACAUUUUCACAUAUCUGCAGGUAGUCUUUGGCAUUUUCAAAGAAUAUGAAAGCAUAGCACCAAUGCAGCUUCUAGGAAUAGAGUUGAAGAAAGUGAGUGGGAUUGUUAUUGUUCAGAAACUCCUCACUUUUCUGAUUCUGUGAGGCAUUUUCGAACAAAAGCACCCCUUUCCAUUAAACCCAGAGAUUUUUUUUCUUCUUUUUUAAUUUUAUUUGUGGAAAUGACUGAAGACUUCAGCACAAAUUUCUCUCUCCUUGUAGGAAAGACCAGUUGGAAUGAAAAGAAGGUGCAUUAGGGAGAUUUUGCUUUUUGUUGUUGAAUAGGGAAAGUAAGUAUGCUGCUCCUUUAUAAAAGAGCCAAAUUUAGAAGCACAAGAAUGAAUAUCUACACAAUCUAUUUCUUAGUAAUAAAGACUCAUCACUUUUUUGUGGGGCAGGGGGAAGGAACUUGUCAGGUGAAAUUAAAGGAAUCCUUAUUAGAAACAGAAAUACAGCUUUCUAAAGGUUCAGCAGAAAACCUACUGAUGCUCCCAAAUGUGAUGGCUGCUGGGAUGAGUUCUUUUAGUAAAUGUAUAUUAUUUCUGCAUCCCAGGAGAGAUCACAUUUCUUCAUUUCACAAUCAAAAUGUUGAGCUGGUUUAUUUUAACCAUUUCAAUCUGCUGAGGUGUGGUCCACUUUUUAAUUUCUUUCUUCCUCGGGCAUUUGUCUAUUUCUGAAUUGCCUCCUCAUCUUUGACUGGGGUUUUUAACUUUUGAGCUCUAUCAUCAUCAGAGCCAAUACUCCUCAGCAAAACCAGGAGAGCUUUUAAAAAUUAAGUUUUCAUCAUCUACAAGUCAUUAGAAUAGCAUUUCCUUCUCUUUUUUUCAUGAUUUUCUUAGAAAGGCUCUUUGGGAGAAAUGGUGAAUUCCUAAUGUUUUAGCCAUCUUCGAAAACAGUCAUUCUAAAAAACUCUAGGGGGCAGUGUGAUGUCGCGUAUUUUUGCCAGAGUCAUACACCAGGGACUUUACAGAGACAAAGGAUUUCUGAAAACUUGACAAGUGCUUGAAAAAUCAUAGAGAAUUUUUUUUUCUGCAGCUGGUGAUUUGUUUCUUCCAGAAAAUAAAUCCUCUAAAAGUAGCUGUGAGGUCCGCUUACCAUGCUGGUGGCAUUGUACUGUGUUCAAUAUUUUGUAAUUCAUUGUUCUGUGCUUUCCAUCCAGAUUUUAUCACAGCUGGAAAGAGACACUUCUUUUCACUGCUGAUGUUUUUCUUCUUCUUCUUCUCUUUUUAAAGAAGAGGUUGUGGAUAGUUUGGUUUUGAAUAAAAUAUAAGGUCUAAAUGCUGCUUUAAUCAUAGUAAGGAAAAUAAACUCAGAAGAAACUAAAAUGCCAACUAUUAGCAUACGAUAAAGUUCAUUUUCUUUUUUUGUGAAAGUAUUCUGUUCGUUGCAUCAAAACUGGUAACUUACAUUAGGUUAACUAUAUACACACACAUAAAUACCUUUGUAAUUAGACACAUAAAUUACCUUUGUAUAUAUGUGUGUGUAUAUGUGUAUAUCUGGGUGGUUCUAAAUGUGAAUAUGCACACAGACAUACACAUGUCUAAUUUUCAUAUGUGAACGCCAGGUUGUUCAGAGACAAAUAAAUGUGUGCGUUGUGGCAGUCAAACAGGGAAGUAUUUGUGAGGAAGAUUUCUGGUCAUAACACAUUAAUUACUCAGGUCUUUCCCAAAUUAAACUCUCAUUUCUAUGGAUCUCAAGUCACCUUGGAAUCCAAGCCAGAAAAAUUUCUCUCAAAUAAAAAUCCUAACUUACUUUCAGAUCACUUGAACCCUCUUAAAUAACCAUUUUUUUGAAGUACGAAAGAUAUUUAAAAGUGGGUUUAGACCUUUUUUCCACAGUUGCUAAUAUAAGUAGCAAUAAGGCAAAAAAAAUCACUGUCUUCAUAUUUACAGUGUUGAAUUGAGACAAAAUGUAGUUACUUUUUUAAUCACCAACCUCAAUCACUACAAAAAGUAUUAAGACAUUAAUGUGGUACUAACGAAAAAGACCAAUUAGAAACUUGACUUAUAUCAAGUUUAUAAUAGCAAUUUAUGAAUAAUUAUCUCCCUUUGUUACAAAAAUUAUAUUUAGAGGAAUCUUUUUUUAAAAAAUCAAACUACUUACUAAACACUAUAUAUAGAAUAAUUUUAUUUUUAUGAAAGAUUUAGGAUUUGGGAAAAUGUUAUAUUGAGGAAGAGGGAGUAACCUGGAAAAUGUUUGUAUCAGGUGAUUGUUUAAUUUCAGAAUUAUUCUUAAUUACAAGCUAAUUUAAACUCUCUUCCCCACCUUCCCCUUAAAAGAAGGGAUUUUAGGAUAUCAGUUGGUAGAUAAUGUAAUUUUUGUAUUUUAAGAUGUUCAGGUUUAUAUGUUAUAUAUAUACAUAUAUGUGUGUGUACAUGUGUAUAUAUAAAUAUAUAUUAUGUUUAAUUUGGAGUCUGGAAUAACUCCAUUAUGUGGAUUAGGGAGUAAGAUAUUAUGGAUGAUAAAGCACUAAAUGAAGCGUAAUAUUUAUUUAUGAAAAUACAUAUAGAUUGUUAAAUUCUAAGUGGCAAUUCUCCAAAAAAGUUUAUGAAGAGACAGAUCUUUGGCCUCAGGAAAACAAAAAACAAAAACUCCCCAAUAAUCCAAUAAGCCUUAAUGACGGUCCCUUUCUCCAGCAACAUCUAAGGGAGGCACCUUUCUAUAGUACUCAUAGCUUCGAUGUACUGGUGCCAAGAUCGGCUUUGUUUAAUACUUACUUUGAAAUUGCAACUAGUCAGGGAUGAUAACUACACUUCAGUGACUGAAGACCCUUUUCCUAUGUGUAUAAUGAGAAACAGCAGAGUUUUGUGUUCUGAGUAUUUUCUAGUACACUUUUUUAUUGGAGGUAUGCACAAAGGUAGUAAGAGGAGGGAAUUUUGAAAACUCCAUGAUGUAAUCAUGUACAUUACACAUAGGUAGGGAAUUCGGUUGUAUAGAAAUUGCAGUCUAGAAAAGGAUUCCAGAAGAGGGAAUUUUUAGCACUUGUGUUUCCUCUUCUAAUAAACAAUGCCAUUUCUUUUUGGAGAAAGCUUGGGGGCAAUGUAAAAGGAUAUUUUAAAAUUUUUCUUUCAAGAGAAAACUCAUUUGUGUUCUUUUGGGGAACCAGUGCCUUAAUGAAUCUGUAUAUACUGUAAUUAUUCAGAAAUAGGGAACAAACAGUUAUAUUGUAUUUGGUACAAAUUGUAUAUGGCUUUGUUUUAACAUUCCCCCCAAAUAAAAUGGUCUCAUUCUCCCCAUGAAA
This is a messenger RNA of Monodelphis domestica (gray short-tailed opossum), 13923 nucleotides long. Lineage: Eukaryota; Metazoa; Chordata; Mammalia; Didelphimorphia; Didelphidae. The record is from RefSeq and is a predicted model, not a curated record.